Messenger RNA from Anopheles nili, 8499 nucleotides. RefSeq names its product sortilin-related receptor-like. Gene Ontology annotation, cellular component: Golgi apparatus; membrane. NCBI's taxonomy places the organism in Eukaryota, Metazoa, Arthropoda, Insecta, Diptera, Culicidae. Bases 1 to 6744 code for a protein of 2247 amino acids. The record is from RefSeq and is a predicted model, not a curated record. The transcript has 14 exons. Gene Ontology annotation, biological process: post-Golgi vesicle-mediated transport. Gene Ontology annotation, molecular function: protein binding.
AUGGCGCGACCGAUAGUGUGGCGGUGGAUAACGGUAUUGCUAACCUGGCUUUGUCUGCACGAUGUGAUAGUGCCGACAGAGCAGCAUGUUAUGAUCCGGCACGGAUUUCCACCCGCUACAUUACACGUAGAGCCUGAUACCGAGGCAAACCACCGACUACCUCGUAUGCUGACAUUGACAUCGGCUGAUAUAGAGAACGAUGGUUCUGAUCCCCACGUAACCGCACUGUUCGCUCGAUCCCCAUUUAUUCGUGACGAACUGAUGCGAGUUCGGCGCAAUGUACCGCCGAAUCUGAAUACCGGCGUGAAUGAAAAUAAAAAUGCCUCUGCAUUAGGCAAUGUCACUGCUUUUAGUAAUAUAUCGACAACAACCAACGGAUCGAAGAAAAACGUAACUUCGGAUUUUGUCCCGUCACCGGUAAUCAAGGCAAAAACGACUCAACUCAACGAUUCACAUGGGCAAUUGAUUGUACACUGGUUGGGUGAAGGAAUGGACGUUAUGAUAUGUCUGACUCGAGAACCUCCGGAUACGGACAUGAAAUCACCAUUGCCUUCUCCUUCGCGAAUUUUCAUCUCGCAUGACUAUGGAGAUUCAUUUGAAGACAAGUCAGAACAAUUUAUGCUUAAUAUCAAUGGUACAAUGACUAACUCUACAGUAGAACAGUUUUUUACCCAUCAAAAAUUCAAUACUAUUGUUUUUAUUGAUCCUCGAAAUCAAGCCAUUUUCACAUCAGAAGACUACGGAAAAACCAUUGUAAUGAGAAAGCUUGAUUUUACGCCAUCGGAUGUUUCAUUCUAUGAUGCUGAUAAACGAACAUUUCUUAUUUUAGAUAAACGAGAUGCUCAACGAAAGCUUUAUUACACAACCGAUUUUGGUGCUUCAUUCUCUAUUCUCCAAAGCUACGUAAAAUCCUUUGUCUGGUCUUCCGGUGAAGGUAAUCCAAUUCAUCUUUAUGUGGAGCGCAAAGAGCCGACAAAUACUUCUUCGGUCAUCUUUUUCAAUGCCGCCGAUUUGUACACCGGUAACCGACAGUUUAAUGUAUUGGUCGAAAAGGUGGAAGAUUUUCACAUAAACAAAGAUUUUAUGUUUGCGUCACAACGUCUGCCAAAUAACACACAAUUGUUAAUUUCGUACAAACGAGGAAAGUUUGUGAAGGCAGAUUUCCAAACCGAAUUAGAUAUUAGAGGCUAUCAUGUGGCUGACGUGGAAGGUCGUCGCAUUAUGAUUUCGGUGGUUCAUACUGAGCGUAUCUCACAUCUCUAUGUGUCGGAAUCUAACGAUGAUAUGACGGAUAUCAAGUUUGUUCCAAGUUUAGAGAAUAUUUUCACAUAUAUCCCCGAACUGAAUUGGCGAUCCAGUUGGUUGGUUAAAUCUUCUGAAACCGCUUUUACUGAUCUAUAUAAGGUGGAAGGAUUGAAGGGAAUCUAUAUCGCUUCGAAAAUGAACCGUAUUCCGGUUGCAGAAACUAUAACUCCAGAUUACUUGGUAUCAGUAAUAACAUUCGAUCAUGGUAAUACGUGGCGACCAAUAAAAGCCCCAGACACUGAUGAUGAAGGACAGCCUUUAUUAAAUUGUGGCAAAGAUUGCAGUUUACAUUUAACUCAAAAAUUUUGCUAUUUGUAUCCCGUCACAAGAUCAGUAACCAUUAUGAGCUCCAAAACGGCGCCGGGUGUAAUAAUGGCAUCGGGUGUGGUCGGGAAAUCAUUAAAAGGUCAUCCUGGCGUAUACAUUUCACGUGAUGCUGGACUUACAUGGAAGCAAAUACUUAAAAAUUAUCACUUUUUCCACAUGGGUGACCAUGGAGGUUUGUUGGUGGCGGUAAAAUACUUCAAGUCGAAAGGAGAAACAAAUGAGAUCCUAUAUUCGACCGAUGAAGGUGAACGAUGGCAUUCAACACCCUUCAUAGGGAACCAAUUGAAGGUUUAUGGUUUGAUGAAAGAGGCAAACUCGAAUGGAACCAUAUUUACAUUAUUCGGAUCGGAGCAAGAAGAACACAGGUGGUUGAUUAUAAAAAUAGAUCUCAAGAAUGCAUUCACUUCAAACUGCACCGAAGACGACUACAAAUUUUGGGCACCAGGGUCCUAUUCAGGGGAUUUCUUUAUGCCUUGUGUGCUAGGUCGUCAAGACACUUAUCAGCGGCGUAAACCACAUGCAAACUGUCACAAUGGUAUUGGUUAUGAACGUCCCAUACGACAGGAAGUGUGUGAGUGCAACACCUGGGAUUUUGAGUGUGAUUACGGAUUUGUGCGUAGCGGUCAGAAGCGAUCGUUUUGUGUGCGCAAUAAGACAAUGUUAGAUUAUGACCCGUACGCCGUCCCAAAAACGUGCAAGCCUGGUACGUAUUACAAUCGUACACGAGGGUAUCGCAAGAUAGAAGGCGACAUUUGUAUCGACGGGUUUUCUUCUCGAUUUUUGCCACAAUCUGUACCCUGUCCCAUAAAGCAAUCAGGCGAAUUUUUGGUGAUAGCUCAACGCGAAAAAAUCUCUCGAAUCGAUUUGCGCAACAACAAUUCACGAACGGAGUUUGUCAUUCCUGGGCUGAAAAAUGUGAUCGCCGUUGAGUUUGAUCUAAAGCGAAAUUGUGUCUUCUGGGCAGAUAUAUUGACGGAUGUUAUAGGGCGACAGUGCUUCAAUGGGAAUUCUACGCCUGAAACGUUAGUAGACAAUGCAUUAUCAUCGGUUGAAGGAAUGUCAUACGACUGGAUAUCAGAGGUGCUAUACUUUGUGGAUGGAAUGCGGUUAAUGAUUGAAGCGUUACUUGUUCCUCCGCCGGGAACGGUUUCUCCUAUCGGAUCAUCACGUACGCCAAUUAUUCGGCAUACGAUUAUUGACAAUAAGCAUCUUAACAAACCCAGAGGCAUUGUCGUGCACCCAAUGGAAGGCUAUCUAUUCUGGACGGAUUGGAAUUCAAUACGUCCUUCGAUUUCACGUUCUAACAUGGACGGUACUGAUGUUCGGGAGCUGUUUACAAAACCACAAGUGGCCUGGCCAAAUGGAGUGACUAUUGACUAUAUGGCGGAGCGAUUGUAUUGGGUAGACGCAAGCAAAGAUUAUAUUGCUAGUAGCGAUUUGGAUGGAAAAGAAUUUCACAAAGUUAUGCAACAGGAUCCGUACGUGCAACAUCCGUUCGCGGUAGCUGUGUUAAAAGAUGUAAUGUAUUGGGACGACUGGAAGCAAAAUUCGGUAUUCUCUGCUGAUAAGGAUCACGGCAUUAUGGUGAAGCUAGUGGCGGACAAUAUGGCAAAUUUAAUGGACAUGAAAGUGUAUGGCCAUACUAUACAAAUGGGUACAAACGGAUGUUCUAACAGCAGCCAAUGCUCGCACAUUUGCGUUGGUGGUCCAAAACAUACUUAUUCAUGUCUUUGCCCAGAUGGAAUGGAAUUAGUUGGUCAGCGAUGUACAUGUCCGGCUGGAACGACUGCACAAGCUAACGGAUGUGCGCGCACUGGUGAAACGUGUGGUCCAAAGAUGUUCAAUUGUCAUAAUUCGCGUUGUGUCGCACUCCUAUACAAAUGCGAUGGAGAAGACGAUUGCGGCGAUCGCAGUGAUGAGGAAGGUUGUCCUUCCACUAAACCAAUUUGCCCUCCACAUAUGUUCAGUUGCAAAAUGGACCAGCAGUGUAUACCAAAGCACUACGUGUGCGAUUUUGAUCGUGAUUGCAAGGAUGGAAGUGAUGAAGAAAAUUGCAUGACACAUCCCUGUAAGACGGACGAGUUCACCUGCAACAAUGGACGCUGCAUAAGGUCAAGUUGGGUGUGUGACGGAGAGGAUGAUUGUCGAGACGGCUCGGAUGAGAAGGAUUGCCGAAAGAAAAAUAUCACUCCGGUGGAGUGCAAAGCGGAUGAAUUCCGAUGCAAUGUAACGAAUGCUUGCCUGCCGAACCAAUGGUUUUGCGAUACAGAAAAGGAUUGUCCAGAUGGAUCAGACGAGCUGAACUGUAGUAACAAUACUUGUGAUUCAUGGAUGUUCACGUGUGUAAGUGACAGAAAAUGUAUUUAUAAGACAUGGCAAUGCGAUGGUACAAAGGACUGUAAAGACGGAAGCGAUGAAAAGGAUUGCCAUGUGAUAACUGGCGAAACUAGCACUGAAAAAACGGACAUACCAACCAAAAAACCGGCUAUUAAUAUAAUGCCAGGACAGGAGUGUCAUGAUUGGAUGUUCAAGUGUAAUAAUAACCGUUGCGUUCCAUACUGGUGGAAGUGCGACGGAGUUAAUGACUGCGAAGAUCACUCAGAUGAGGAAGGCUGCAGUGAAACGGGUAAGACUGUAAGUAACAAUACCAUGGUACCGCAAUCAAGUUCACCGAUGCCACCGCGCCAUAAAGAUCGAACUUGUGGGCUGCACGAAUUCCGAUGCGAUUCGGGUACCUGCAUCCCGAAGAGAUUUGUUUGUGAUAACUACAGUGAUUGUCCACGAGGGGAAGACGAAGAGAAUUGUCCAAGCCAUAAGCUGUGUAGUAAUUCCAAUUUUCGAUGUCGCGUUGACGGUAUGUGUCUUCCAAUGGAUCGUUUUUGCAAUGGUAUUCAGGAAUGUGUUGAUGGUAGUGAUGAGGAGUGUAACUUCAAGCCAACAACAUCAACCACUACAAAUCAAAAUUGUACCACCAACCCUGGAGUAUUUCCUUGUGAUAACACAUGCUUCGCACUAAUGGUGCAAUGCGAUGGAAAACCUGAUUGCUAUGACGGAACGGACGAAGAUAAUUGUUCCGGAAAUCGCAACGGCCGCCAUUAUCAAGUUACUCAAAUUAGCGUCGAUCAACGUUCGCUAAACUCGACUAGUUUCCUUAUCUUUUGGUGGAUACCAUUGCCAGUCGGAGUGGCAUUAGAAUAUUUACCUUCAAUCUACUAUAAUAAUGAAUGGAAAAAUAUUUCCAACUGGAUCACGCAAACAGAGUAUCGUUUUACUAAUUUGAAACCUUACACGACGUACAAGGUAACCACGUAUGUUAGAGCAAAGAAUCAAUCUAGGAUUACAGCGCCUUAUGUUUACUAUGAAAUUUCGACCACAGAAGGAAUCCCUACAGCUCCGUUGAGCGUAUCUGUUAUUCAACAAAAUGGUUCUCGAGUACUAGUGAGUUGGGAACCACCGAAGGAAACAAAUGGUCAUUUAGAAGGCUACACUGUAAUCUUUCGAUCACAAUCUAAAAAUGUUAUCCCAACACAAAAUGUAAAGGUAGGCGCUUCCGAAACAAGUGUAAUUAUCGAUAAGGAUUUUAAACCACACGUAGUUUAUGAGUUCUGGGUAAAGGCUCGCAAUGGUAAGCACGAAUCCCUUUCGUCUAUUAUGGUACCAUUGACAUUCGAUGGUACCUCCUUUGUGGAAAAAAUUACGCGCAUUGAGGUGCUUAAUAAAACGACGAAAUCAAUAACCCUGCAAUGGAAACCAGUCAAUAAUGCUGAUGGUUACAUGGUGGUUCCGAUAUUACCUCAAACAUAUCCCAUGUUGCCAACGAUUAAAGUACAGAACACAAGCAUAACGCUAGACAAUAUGGUUCCCGGUACGCAAUAUGUCAUCAAAGUAGCGGCAUAUGUAAAGAAUUUCUUUGGACAACACGAGACCACCAUCGUUUCAUUUGGCGGAUCACCACUACCGGCACUGAAUGUUGUUUUAAAGGAAAAAACCGAUAUGUAUGCGCUAUUGGAAUGGAAUGAACCAAGUGGUAUUGAAACGGCAAAUUUGAUCUACGGUGUCUAUUAUGGUACUAGUAUGGAUGCCCUAUUUGAAGCUGCUCGCAUUAAUACUACCACCCGUAGUGUCAAAUUAAGUGAUUUAUUGCCGUGUCAAUCCUAUCUGGUUAGUGUAGGCAUUGUCGGUCCAAUCGGGCCUGGACCCCUAGGCCGCAAUCCUCUAAAAUUGGAAACAGCUUACAACCGCAUGCUAGCACCAAAGGAACUAACAGUUGAUAUUAACGAAACUAGUCAUGAAAUGACCAUCGAAUGGCAGCAUAGCUGUGCUUUAGAUAUGAGUGUUUAUCCAGCAUAUAUCAUAACAGUACGUGAAUUAACUCUGAACAAAACGUCAGUUGUAACGGUUCAACCUUCGACAAACCGAACCAUGGUGCACAUUUUCCGUAAGAUCCCCAUGGGUGCUGCCUAUGAAGUAUUUGUCUCGACCGAUGUACCAAAUGCUGAAAUGGCUAGCACAAUAGUGUACUCGGCUCCAUUGCCAUCACCAGUGCAAUUACAAGUUUGGCCUGAAAGAAAUGGUACACAUGUAGUUUACUGGAAGCCCGUGAACGAUUUCACGAACGAUAGUUUCAUUUACGAAAUAAUCGUUCAUGAAGGACAAGUUGUCAACAAUUCGAUACCACCAAUAAUUACUAUACAAUCAAAAGCACCACCUGCUUUUAUACAGCCGGAUCAACUAAAAUCAAUACCAGAUCAAGGGGUCUUUACUGUCGGAGUUCGACUAAAAACGAAUCAGGGUUUGUACUCGGACAUCGUUGAGACAGAGUCGUUCACCAAAUACAAUUUACAAAGCUUAAUGCAACCCUCGACCUCAUCCGCUGGCACAGCCUGGAAAUGGAUUGUUCCAACUGUCGUUGCUGUUUUACUUUUCGCUGUAGUUCUGUAUGGAUUCCAGAGACAUCGACGAUUGCAAGGUUCAUUCAGUAGGUUUGCCAACUCGCAUUACGAUACCAGAACUGGUGCUACACGUAUAGGCUGUACGCUGGAGGAAGAUGAACACGAGCAUCAAGAAGUGCCUCGCAGCUUCUCUGACGAUGAACCACUAGUGAUAGCCUAAGGUAAAUUGAUGAUCCAAGCUUAGACGGGUUGAGAAAAAAAAUGUUUUCUGCUACAGUAGAUCUCGAUUGAGUGUCUCCAUUCAUCUGUGGGACAGAGUGAUGAAGCAGGAACGAAUGAGGAAUAGGAUGGGAAAGUGAAUAUUGAAUAUUGAAGUUGGUCAACAGAACUGAAACACAUACGAAUCCAAAAUAUUAUGUCCUUAUAUGCAUUAUGUACAAUAUAUCAAUGAGACAGCUUUCAGUAAAUAAUUAACAAUGUAAAAAUACACGGAGGAAAUAUGCUGAAAAUUAACUAACUAAAGAAAGCGAAAGAAACUAAUGGAUAAAAUCUUAUCCGAAGCACUGUAAAAAAGUUAUAAGUGAAAUCAAACUAAAAGACUAAAAUAUUUUUGUAUUUAUGUGUUGUUCGUUUUACUGAAAUAGAUUUAUUUAGUAUAGAAAUGCAAAACGAUAUACAAGUUGAAAAGCAAACUAGGUGUGAUGCGCAUAUUAUCAAGAAAGAUAAAAAUUUAUUUUGCAGUAGCUCAUCUAUAAAAAAUACUUUUCUUAUAGUUUGUUGUUAACAAGAGGCACCAAUUGUCAACUAAGUUAUGUUAAUGUUUGUUUUCAUUUUUUUGUGAACAUUUGCACGGAUCGCAUGGCUUGAACAUGCCAGUAAGCACCAACAUUGCGGUUAAAAUAUUAUAAAUACAAUUUAUCUGCCAGUCGAAAAAUUAUGAAUGCAAUAAUGCAUAUGAAAAGUUUAGUUGUUCGAAUCAAAAAUAUAAGAGCAUUCGCGAGACCUGCUUUGGCCGAAAUUUAAAUCAAUAUGCUAAACAACCAUAUUUGAUCAUAUAUUGCAUUAUGCAUAUGUACAAAGAGCAGUGUGUAGUUGUUUAUAAAAAGACGUAAACAAGUAGUGAAAUUUAUCAAGGGAAGGGUCUUGGAAUGUCCAUUUGAAAGAUCAUGUUAAGGUACUUUGAAUGCGAAUAUAUAUAUUUUUGUAAUUGUGCUCUGAUAGCGAAAAACAAAACAAAUGCAAAUACCAUACAAAAUGAUUACAAGACAGAUAUGUAAAAUAGAUUAAAGCAAACAUUGUAUUUUAAUUUGCAAAAUUGUUUGUAAUGUUGAGAUUCAAGAUAUUCAAUCAGUUCGUAAGGUUAAGUAGAACUCAACGCACAUCAAGGAAAAUAAUUGGAACAUUUUAAAUCAUCGGGCGUGUUCUGUAAUGUUGCGAUAUAAAAGUAGAUGUAAUUAUCAGGACAGGAGUAAAUAUUUCAACAUAAUACGCAUUCUAGACGAUUAAAGAAAUGCAUAUGUGGAAGUAUUUGUAAAAUAGGAUUGGGAAAAAUAAAAUAAUCCAAAAUAAUCUUGCAGAUCAAAGCCGAUAGUAGAAAUAUAAUAAUAGACAAUUUCCUAACAACUAUACAACAAAAAGGGAUAACUCUUGUUGUGGUGACUUGAAAAUGUUUUACCUACAACAAUGAAAGAGUAUUGAAUGCGGGUUUAACGGGUAAGCAUAAGGGCAUCUAAAGUUCUUCCCUGAAUGUUUUGGUUUCGACCUCUACACAUAUUAUACAUACAUCAAUAAUUCCCUUGUGCGAUGUAGUUUUAAUUGCAUUUUCUUGCAACUAUAAAAAAUCAGUUGUAUAACGAUCAUUUUUAAAAUAAGUAGCCAAACAAUAAAAUGCAGCAUCUCUAUUACGAUCCUACAUCAACACCGUUGGGUAUUGGCCAGCUAGUGAUGUAAGAUAUAGAUAGCAGAUGUUGUGAUA